Acanthamoeba castellanii str. Neff is the source of this 1485-nucleotide messenger RNA. RefSeq names its product bacterial transferase hexapeptide (three repeats) repeatcontaining protein. The record is from RefSeq and is a predicted model, not a curated record. The transcript has 3 exons. NCBI's taxonomy places the organism in Eukaryota, Discosea, Longamoebia, Acanthamoebidae. The coding region runs from base 1 to 1485 and encodes 494 amino acids.
AUGCGGAUGGCGUGUUCGGUAAUGAUGAUGGUGGUUGUGAUGGUGGUGUUUGUAGCGGUGCGGGUGCCCUCCGCUGCGUUGGGCGCCAACGUGACGAUACUCUCGCCCUGCUCCGCGGAUUCAAGAGUUGGCCCCGCAGCGGCGGCCGGCGAAGAGGUGGAGCUGUUCACGCUCGACGAGCUGGAGGCCAUGGGCGUUCGGCUGUCGCUGUCGCCCGCGGGCCUCGUGCUGCUCGGCAACAGAAGCAGCAGCCUCUUCUCCACCAACAACGCGUUCGGCGCGGCCAACGUGCUCGGAUCGGGCAACAUCUUCGUCCAGACCCUCAACGACGACCGCUCCGUCGCACGCCAAGACAACAUCAUCGCCUGCUCCGUCCUCGGCUCCGGGUGUAGGCUGAGGAAUGCAAACAAUGUGACGGGGUCGCUGGUGGGUCCCGGCGCGGUGCUGGCCGGCGACGCCAACCUGAUCGAGCGCGCCACGUUGGGCGCCGAUACCGUGCUGGCCGGCCCCCAGAACCGCAUCGUCGACGCGGCGCUGGGCCGCCACAACCUGCUCGCCGGCCGCGCCAACGCCGUCGUCGACGGCAGCGCGCUGGGCCACCUCAACCGCCUGGGCGACAGCAACCUCUUCUCCACCGGCGCCCGGCUGGGCCACAACAACUCCGUCAUCUCCGGCAACGUCGUCUUUGGCGCCACGCUCGGCGAUCGCAACGCGCUCGAGAGCUCGGCCAAGCUCCUGGUCGGCGCGCGGCUGGGCGACGACAACUUUGUCGAUGACCUCAACACGCUGGGCGCCGGCGCGGUGGUGGGCUCCCGCAACCGGCUGGGCACGACCAACACGAUCGGCGACGACGGCGGCGCACUGGUGGGCGACGACAACCGCCUGGGCGCGGGCGGGUUUUACCUCGACGGCGCGCGCGUGGGAUCGGCCAACGUGGUGGGCGAUGCGAACAACGUGACGGGCACUGGUGUCGGCGUCGACAACGUCGUGGGCCACUUCAACACGCUCCUAAGGUCGCUGGUGGGCGUCGACAACCGGCUGGGCGACCACAACACGCUCACCGAGGCCGUGGUGGGCCGCGACGUGGUGCUGGGCAGCCACAACGAACUGGAGCCGUCGGCGGUGCUGCAGAGCGGCGCGGUGGUGGGCUCCGGUUCGCGCAUCGGGCGCGAGGCGGUGGUGGGCCCACACGCGCGGAUCGGGUCGUGCGCGACCAUCGGCCGGCGGGGUCGCCUCGGCGCCCGUGCGGUCGUGGCCGACUGCGCCACUGUAGCCGACGACGAAGUGGUGGCGGCAGAUGCGACGGUGAAUGCGAGCGGGGAGUGCAACUGCACGGCGGCGCUGGCCGGACUGCGGACGACGACCGCCCUCGGUGCCGUGAGCGGCUCGGGGUGGGACGAGGCCUUGGCCACCUUCACCCUGCCACCCCGUCUCUCGCCCUCGAUCCCUGAUUUUUUCGUAAAAAUAAAUACACCAAUCUCGUAA